AUGAAACUUAGGCUAGAAGUACGUGCCAUUCUCUUGCUGCCUGUGUACUUGUUGAUAUCUGUGUACAGUAUGCUUGUAUUUAUUCCAUGGUAUUUUCUUACCAAUGCGAAGAAGAAAAAGGCUAUGGCAAAACGUUUAAAAGCUAAACCCAUCUCGGACAAACCUGGAAGCCCCUACCGUUCUGUCACUCAUCUUGACUCACUAGCAAACAUUAACAUUCCUGGAGCAGACACGUUGGACAAGCUGUUUGACCAUGCUUUAGCAAAGUUUGGGAAGAAGGACUGUCUUGGGACCAGAGAAAUACUGAGUGAAGAAAAUGAAAUGCAACCAAAUGGAAAAGUGUUCAAAAAGUUAAUUUUAGGUACUUACAGAUGGUUAUCCUAUGAAGAAGUAAAUGAGAAAGUGAAUCGCUUGGGGAGUGGACUGACUGCCCUGGGACUAACCCCAAAGAGUACUGUUGUCAUAUUCUGUGAGACCCGAGCAGAGUGGAUGAUUGCAGCUCUCACCUGCUUCAAGUACAACUUUCCUCUUGUUACGUUGUAUGCCACCUUGGGUGAAGAGGCAGUAACCUAUGGUCUCAAUGAGUGUGGAGCAUCGUAUCUGGUCACUAGUGUAGAACUUCUUGAGAGCAAACUUAAGACUGCAUUGCAACAAGUCUCCUGUCUUAAACAUAUCAUUUAUGUGGACAAGAAGACUAUCAAUAAAUCGGAAUACCCUGAAAAUGUGGAGAUUCAUAGUAUGCAGACAAUAGAAGAGCUGGGAGCCAAACCAGAAAACUCAAGCAUUCUGCCAAGCAGACCUGUUCCUACAGACUUGGCUUUAGUAAUGUACACCAGUGGCUCUACUGGGAGACCUAAAGGAGUGAUGAUGAUGCAUAAAAACUUAAUAGCUGGAAUGACGGGACAGUGCGAGAGAAUACCUGGACUGGGACCCAAGGAUACUUACAUCGGUUAUUUGCCUCUGGCCCAUGUAUUAGAAUUGACUGCAGAAAUCUCUUGCCUCACUUACGGCUGCCGGAUUGGCUAUUCCUCUCCACUCACACUAUCGGAUCAGUCAAGUAAGAUUAAGAAGGGAAGCAAAGGAGACUGUACUGUACUUAAGCCUACCCUGGUGGCAGCUGUGCCUGAAAUAAUGGACAGAAUCUAUAAAAAUGUCAUGAGUAAAGUUCAAGAGAUGAACUAUAUUCAGAGAACGCUGUUCAAGAUAGGAUAUGACUACAAAUUGGAACAAAUCAAGAGGGGAUACGAUGCACCUCUGUGUAACGUACUAUUGUUUAAGAAAGUAAAGGCACUACUGGGAGGGAAUGUCCGUAUGAUGCUUUCUGGAGGAGCACCACUCUCGCCUCAAACACAAAGAUUCAUGAAUGUCUGUUUUUGCUGUCCUGUUGGUCAAGGCUAUGGACUAACAGAAACAUGUGGAGCUGGAACAAUUACAGAAGCUGCUGAUUACAGCACUGGCAGAGUUGGAGCUCCUCUUAUUUGUUGUGAAAUAAAACUGAGAGACUGGCAAGAAGGGGGCUACACUAAUAAAGACAAGCCUAAUCCUAGAGGAGAAAUUAUAAUUGGUGGACCUAACGUCUCAAUGGGAUAUUUUAAAAAUGAAGAGAAGACAACAGAAGAGUUCUCCAUUGAUGAGAACGGUCAGAGAUGGUUCUGUACAGGAGAUAUAGGGGAAUUUCAUCCGGAUGGGUGUCUGCAGAUCAUAGAUCGUAAGAAAGACUUGGUAAAGCUACAAGCAGGAGAAUAUGUAUCUCUGGGCAAAGUAGAGGCAGCACUGAAGAACUGUCCAUUGAUUGACAAUAUCUGUGCUUAUGCCAAAAGCGACCAGUCUUACGUGAUCAGCUUUGUGGUUCCUAAUCAGAAGAAGCUGACGGCAUUAGCUGAGCAGAAGGGCAUCGGUGGAACCUGGGUAGAUAUUUGUAACCAUCCUACAAUGGAAGCUGAAAUACUGCAAGAGAUUAAAGAAGUGGCAAACAAAAUGAAAUUGGAAAGGUUUGAAAUACCCAUCAAAGUACGGUUAAGCCCUGAACCAUGGACCCCAGAGACUGGGUUAGUAACAGAUGCUUUCAAGCUGAAAAGGAAAGAACUGAAAAACCAUUACCUCAACGACAUCGAAAGAAUGUAUGGAGGCAAAUAAGCAAGUUAUGUUGACCAGACGGUUGUGCAGAUGGUUCCUUCUCAUGCCUCAAUUUUGGAUGUCUGUGUAUACUGUAGAUGUCACACAUUCAGAAAAUAUAUGAAAUGGAUGAAUGUUUCUAUAUAUUGAGUACAACAGUCAGUAUCUUAGAUUACAAAUUCUUAAUUAUUAGCAGACUAGACGCUGAUGGUCUUCAUAGAGUUUCAUGUGAUCAUCUCCAGUUUUGAGACAGGCAUCAUUAUGUGAAGCAGUAGGACCAGGUAAUUUUAUUAUUAUUGUUUCUCUAGUGUAUUCAGACUGCUUGCAACUUCUCUUUCAUUCAUUCUGAAGUCUGGCCUAUAUUUCAAAGAGAAAAAUGAAUGUAAUUGUGAUCAUUCUUCUGUCAUAGUAAGAUACUUAGUGAGGGAGGAAAAAAAGAGUAUUUAAAGUCUACCCCUCUCCAUCUAAAAACAAAACCAAGACAACAUUAGUCAAGAACUUGCUAGAGAUCAGUAAUAAUGCACUGCUUGAGAAUGGAUGGAUUCUUCUGCACGUCAGUUAGUAUCUUGAAUAUUUACAGUGCCUAAAAAAGACUACGAAGUACACUUACUGAAAAAAGGUGAACUGAAAAGCUUUCUAAAAACAAGUUAUUUGAAAUUUCAUUCAAAAGGUGUUGAAUUAACUAUUUCAACUUCCAGCUCACCAAAUAUGUUUUUACUUGCCACUGUGUUUUAAUUCAAGCAGAGCUUUCCACUAGGACACACAGCAUAAAAGACGACGAAGACUUGCGCUGCUACAGGAGGCACUGAUGAGAAAUCAUCACCUGAAUGCAGAAUGCAAAACUUGCAUCUUGCCUGGCAAACAACAGUGAAAUUGAUGGGCAGUUGCCUCUAAGCAGCUUUGAAACUCAGAGGAGUUUUGGGUGUUUUUUUUUUUUUGAGGGGUGGUUGGUGGUUUUGUUUUUAAGGCACUGAUCCUCUAGACCUUCACAUACAUGUGAGUAAUAGUACAGGUUACCUGUAUGUUAUUUAGAGGAUCAGGCUCUAAAUGUCUGUUAAUCGCUUUGUGGAAAGGUAUUUCCGUUCACCUUUUAAAUAUGGUAAGCGUAACAAGGCAACCGGAAACCAGCAGUAGUUUCCCCAUGUAGUCUUGUUUCACUUACGGAAAAGGAGUCUGUGACCAGGGAAUCUUUGUUUUAUGGAACUUGUAAAAAGGGACAAAUCACUCUUUACAGAAAUUCAUUAUGAAAAUGUUCUCUUAUUAACUGGAAGUCAUGGAUGUGAAGAAGAGGGAAGAUACAAUUUAAUAAUAGUUCAUCAUUUUGUGUGCAGAAUCCUGUACUGUGUCCUGCAUCCCUGCUCACUCUUCACACUUGAACCAUAAAUGCUGUAAAAAGCAGAGGCUCUUGAUACUGUUCUACUUUGCACUUUCUUAAUCGUUUUAUAUAUGUUGCUUACAUUUUGUACAGCUGUGGCCCUCAACUGCUAUAUAUUAGAAAUUCAUUUUAAAGUAUUUAUAGAUUACUAUUCAUAAUAUUUGUGUUGUGUAUAUGAUGGUUAAAAAGAAAAAUUAUUUGGUAUUGUCACUGUACAGAAAGUAAAUGAUUUUGUACGAUGCUUCUCACGAACGUGCUAGCUUGCAAUUUCGGAGCAAGUUUUUCCCUUUAUUGCAUGUAUGUAUAUUUUUCUUUUUUCCAGUUCAAACAGAUUUUGGCAAAAAUAAAUCAUGGCUAUACACUCAUUACCUAAACCAUCCCUUCUUCUUGGGACCAACUUCAGACAUCCCCAUGCAUAACUUUCUCUGGCCAGUCCAGAACAUUGCCAGCUCAUCUUACAAGAACCCCCAGGGGAAAGGGAAAAAGAAAAUCUGGUACAUGAAGCUGACUGUAUCUAGUUGCACAUGGAACUACAACAGUCACUAAAAGGAACGAGGAAAUAGCUUUUUCUAAAAAAGAAACUAUUUUUUUUUAAGACACAUACAGUUGUUUUACAACAGGAAAUAUUUCCAUAUCAGUAGCAUCUUUUUAAAUGACUCAGUCCUCGAGCCAUGUUACUGAUUUUUCUGUGUUUAAAAUUGGUUGCUAUUAAAUAGCCUUUAGUCAGCCUGUUAGCAUCACAAAAGUUAAAUACAUGUAAGAAAGUUACUUGCACUUGAGUCUGUCAGCAGGUUGUAUGAUUUUUUUUUAAACCAUGAAUGUAUUUAUAUGAAAUGUCUUUUAAUC
Messenger RNA from Gavia stellata (red-throated loon), 4336 nucleotides. It is a transcript of the gene ACSL4, whose product is annotated as acyl-CoA synthetase long chain family member 4. The coding region runs from base 1 to 2136 and encodes 711 amino acids. The record is from RefSeq and is a predicted model, not a curated record. Gene Ontology annotation, biological process: long-chain fatty-acyl-CoA metabolic process; neuron differentiation; long-chain fatty acid metabolic process. Gene Ontology annotation, molecular function: arachidonate-CoA ligase activity. Lineage: Eukaryota; Metazoa; Chordata; Aves; Gaviiformes; Gaviidae. The transcript has 14 exons. Gene Ontology annotation, cellular component: lipid droplet; endoplasmic reticulum; plasma membrane.